Eurytemora carolleeae is the source of this 1262-nucleotide messenger RNA. RefSeq lists its product as uncharacterized. The transcript is spliced from 9 exons. The coding region runs from base 48 to 1241 and encodes 397 amino acids. Gene Ontology annotation, molecular function: monocarboxylic acid transmembrane transporter activity. Gene Ontology annotation, biological process: transmembrane transport. Lineage: Eukaryota; Metazoa; Arthropoda; Copepoda; Calanoida; Temoridae. The record is from RefSeq and is a predicted model, not a curated record.
CAUAUCGGAGUAAACAGUAAACUUAAUCUUGAGAGAAUAUACAGAAAAUGAUCACCAGUGAUCGCAGAUCAAGCUCUCUUCCGUAUCUAGGAGAGAUGGUUCUUGUUUUACCCACAGCGCAGGAUCCUGGCCAGGAAGGUGGAGUACCUGGAGAUAUAGAAGAACAGGGUUCUCCACACCUGGAGCCGGACGAAUGCUCCCACUCUGCAGUAUAUAUUGAACCUCAAGAGGGAAUAUUUUAUAAUCUAGAUGAAUCCAGGAGCAAAGGCUCGGAUUUGUGCCGGAGCUGCAGAUUAAAACGAACCCCUGAAGGUUGGCCUGUAACCCGGAGAAAGGUUGAUAUUUGUCAAUCUCUGCUCAGCCGGAGAAGGAUUGAGGCUGGUGAUUGGUUGCUACGGGGUAGAAUACAAGGAUCUGUUCUCUUCAGACAAUACUACCCGGAGGGAGGUUGGGGAUAUAUAGUUCUCUUCUCAUUCAUCAUCGUAACCAUUCUCUCACAGGGACUCGUCUUUGGAGCAGGGAUUCUUACUAAAGCUACGAUCUGGUUGUACAGACCAUCCCAGUAUAAGGUUCUGCUCCUCUGGGUCUCACCCCUCACUGUAUCCUACCUUAUAUCUCCUCUAGUCACCAGCUUCUGUAAACAUAAAUCAUCCCGACUCUGCGCAGUUCUUGGAGGAAUAGUUCUCUCACUAGGAACUCUUUUUAAUUCAUUUGCUAGAGAAUAUCAUCAGGUUCUUAUCAGUCAUGCCAUCUUUGUUGGGGUUGGAUACUCUAUGGUGCAGUGUGCAGGACCAUCAAUGCUGGGGCAGUACUUCAAGAAGAAGAGAGGGAUGGUGGAGGCAGUGAUAAUCAUUGGGACUGGAGGAGGGAUUGGUGUAGUUCCUUGGAGUUUAAACCAGCUCCUCAUCAAGUUUGGAUGGAGGAGAUGUUUCCAGUCCUGUUCUAUCCUACUGGUCCUGGUUUCUAUUGCUGGAAUGUUCUAUCGAUCUGCCUCACUGUAUCAUCCGCAAAGAAGAGCAAUCUUGCAUCUCAAGAACCAAAAGAGGAAGAUUAAGUGUAAAAAAGGCGGAGCUCCGAAACACCAAGAAAUCAAGGAAAUCUUUUAUCUUAAUUUUCAUAAUUACAAGUCCUUCAGAGGUUUUGAGCCAAUAACAUUAGCAACAAAAGAUAGGGAAGUCCAAAAUUCUCUAAUACUUUUUCCAGCAAAAUUGUGGGUUUGUUUGUGUUUUCUAACAGCAUAGGGUUAAUAAAAUCAAAAUAUU